AUGGCUCGUAUAGAUCUUGCCUUGAGUGUUUCAUUAAACGGCCUUCCAGCUGCAGACCUUUCACAAUUCUGGCACUUACGAGGUUUGCCUAACGGGUAUUUUCGGUGUGGCAAUAUCUACGAUGCCACAAAUGCAUUGGAUUCCCAGAAUCAGAAACGACUGCUGACACAUCCUACACGAACAGCGGCUCCAUAUACUUCAUCUCAUCAUAAGAUCGUGCGCAUUCCGGUUCCUCCUCACACAUCACGGAAAACAAGUGGAGCACUAAAGGAGGUAAUCUGCAAUUUUCGGGAACGGCCAGUAGCAUUCGGUGGUGACAUUCAAGAAAUGUACCAUCAGAUCCGGAUCAGACCUGAGGAUAGGCAAGCGCAACGGUUUUUGUUCCGAGCGAACAGUGAGGAAGCUCCGCAGGUGUACGUUAUGGACGUUGCCACCUUUGGUUCCACGUGUUCGCCCUGCUCAGCUCAAUUUGUGAAGAACUUGGAUGCAGCAGAUUUCUCGGAGAAGUACCCUGAAGCAGUAGAAGCCAUCGUGAAGCGACACUACGUAGAUGACUACUACGACAGCGUGGAUACUAUCGAAGAAGCGAUCCAGCGAGCCAGUGAGGUGAGGUACAUCCAUUCGUGUGGAGGAUUUCGGAUCAGAAACUGGGUGUCGAACUCUGCUAGAUUUCUCGAACAAAUAGGAGAAAGGAGUGUCGAUUCCGCAGUGCAUUUCAACUGGGACAAGAACACCGAAUACGAGCGUGUGCUAGGCGUCGUUUGGGACCCGGUUGGAGACGAGUUCCGUUUUGCGACCGAAUGGAAAGCAGAGUACAACAAGGUUUUCCUAGAGGAAAAACGCCCGACGAAAAGAAUUGUUCUGAGUAUUGUGAUGGCGCAAUUCGAUCUAGCAGGAUUUCUUGCUCCAGUUACAAUUCUCGGGAAAAUGCUGGUUCAGGAUCUGUGGCGGACAGGCUGCGACUGGGAUGACGCAAUCGUUGAGCUGUCGUUCAGGAAGUGGUUGCGGCGGACCAACAUUCUCGCAGACGUGCCAGUGUUUAAGCUACCUCGAAGCUAUUUCGGAACUGCGAGAUCAGAUGAGGUCGAAGAAGUCCAGCUUCACAUCUUUGCUGAUGCCAGCGAGACGGCGUACGGAUGUGUGGCAUACUUCCGUGCAAUCGUACGGGGUAAAGUGGUGUGUUCGCUAGUGAUGAGUCGAGCGAAGGUAGCACCGUUGAAGCAGCUGUCGAUUCCGCGGAUAGAACUCCUGGCAGCGGUUCUUGCGGCAAGGCUGGCACGAACGAUCGAGCAGAAUCACAACUUCACGAUCAGUAGAGUGGUGUUCUGGAUUGACGCAGAAGUGGUGCUGUCCUGGAUUCGGUCGGAUCAGCGCCGCUACAAGCAAUUUGUUGGUUUUCGCAUUGGCGAAAUUCUUAGUUUGACUAAACUGACAGAUUGGCGAUGGGUUCCGACGAGAUUGAACGUGGCGGAUCUGGUAACCAAAUGGGGUAAAGAUCUGGAGAUACACCCCAACAGCCCGUGGGUACGUGGGCAACAAUUUUUGUACGACAGUGUGGAAAAGUGGCCGAAGAGAGAAUUACCUCCAGCUAACACUACGGAGGAGCUUCGGGUUCACUUGAUGCUGCACGACGUGCAAGUUGCACAGGCUAUCGUGGACGCCAAUCGCUUUUCUAAGUGGACAGUGCUGGUGAGGACGAUGGCGUGCGUAAUCCGGUUCGUGUCGAACUGUAGACGAAAGAGCAAAAAACUGCCGAUUGAGACGCUAAAAGCAACGAGCAGACAGAGCAGUGUACUACAACCGACGGCAGCUGCGUCAGUACGUGUGGCGCUACAGCAAAGUGAGUACGAGAAGGCGGAACUAUGGCUGAUGAAGAUGGCACAGGCGGAGUGUUUCAUCGAUGAGUUGAAGGUACUGGUCAGGAAUAAGGAUCGGCCGGUGAGCCAAUGGCUGUCGAUCGAGAAGUCCAGUGCACUCUACAAACUUACUCCGCUGAUUGACGAAAACGGGCUGAUUCGAAUGGAGGGGAGAGCAGAGAAAGCAGAGUUGCUGUCAUUCGAUCUACGUUUUCCAACGAUCCUGCCACAUCAGCAUAAAAUCACGCAGCUGAUUGUUCAGCAUUACCACGAGAAGAGCGGUCACGGAUAUCGACAGGCGGUGAAGAACGAGCUGAAGCAGUUGUUCUACAUUUCGCAGCUUGACGCAGUAGUCCGGAAGGUGUCGUCGUCUUGCGUAUGGUGUAAGGUCCAUCGAAGUCGGCCUCGAGUUCCACGAAUGGCUCCGCUACCAGUGCAGCGGUUAACACCGAAUCUUCGUCCCUUUAGUUACACAGGUGUGGAUUAUUUGGGCCCAUUUGCUGUUACUGUAGGACGCCGAACGGAGAAGAGAUGGGUCGCAUUGUUCACCUGCUUGGCAACCCGCGCGGUGCACCUGGAGGUGGCUCACGAACUGACUACGCAGUCGUGCUUGAUGGCGAUUCACCGGUUCAUUGGUCGGCGAGGUUGGACGAUGGAGUUUCUGUCCGACAAUGGGACGAACUUCCUAGGAGCCAGUAAGGAACUGGAAGGAGUUGUUCGAGAAAUAGGAGAAGAUUGUGCGGAUCAGCUGACUAGCGCGAGAACGAAGUGGACGUUCAACCCCCCUUUGGCUCCUCACAUGGGAGGAGUAUGGGAGCGUCUCGUUCGGUCGGUUAAGGAGGCAUUCGUGGCGCUUGAUGAUGGGAGACGGUUGACGGACGAAAUUUUGCAGACAGUAGUGGUGGAAGCGGAAGACAUGAUCAAUUCUCGCCCGCUAACGUACGUGUCUCAAGAGUGUGACGAAGCGGAGGCACUCACUCCAAACCACUUUUUGCGGGGACUCUCCCCAAAUCAGCCUAGCGUGAAUCUUCCCCCACCUCAUCCAGCAGCAGCACUUCGAGACGCGUUCCAGCGAUCGCAGCAGUUGGCCAGCAUUUUGUGGGAACGUUGGGUCAAGGAGUACAUUCCUUCGCUAAACCAGAGGACAAAGUGGUUUGGUGAGUCGAGACCAUUAAGAAUAGGAGACUUAGUUUAUGUGGUAGAAGGUAGCAACCGGAAGUGCUGGAUCCGCGGGGUGAUAGAGGAGGUCAUCGUGUCCGGUGAUGGACGAAUUCGGCAGGCCUGGGUACGCACCAACAGUCGACGAUAUAGGCGAGCAACAGCAAAACUAGCCGUGAUGGAGUUUGGUAACUCUGAACCGGAUGCGAGCUCCGGUACAGGGUUACGGGCCGGGGAAUGUUCUGGCAUCACUGGCAGUUGCACCAUUGCACCCGUGUCGAAUUGA
Topomyia yanbarensis is the source of this 3300-nucleotide messenger RNA. RefSeq lists its product as uncharacterized. The transcript has 3 exons. Bases 1 to 3300 code for a protein of 1099 amino acids. Gene Ontology annotation, molecular function: nucleic acid binding. The record is from RefSeq and is a predicted model, not a curated record. Gene Ontology annotation, biological process: DNA integration. Lineage: Eukaryota; Metazoa; Arthropoda; Insecta; Diptera; Culicidae.